Messenger RNA from Spirometra erinaceieuropaei, 947 nucleotides. The record is from the annotation of a GenBank genome assembly. Lineage: Eukaryota; Metazoa; Platyhelminthes; Cestoda; Diphyllobothriidea; Diphyllobothriidae.
AUGAAGCCAACCGCAUCGCCGCCGCCAAAGCGAAACGCGAAGCCCGCAAAUCACAACUUCGCCCAAUACGCAACGCCGCCGCACAACCGCUCCCUACGUGUCCUCGAUGUCAACGGACAUUCCGGGCACGAAUCGGACUUGUCGGACAUCUUCGAACCAACUGCACCUCUCGAACUGCUCCAGCCAUCGUCCCCCCGCCCGCCUCUUCCUCGCCCUCUCUGCCGCCAACUAACUCUGACACUCCUUCUGCACCACCACUCCCAUCCUCCUCCUUCUCCUCCACUGCCCCAGCGGAGGCCGUUCAGGCUGCCGUCUCACACAUCGUUAACCACGACACAACAACCACAACCACCCCCACCCCUCCCGAUUCCAGUGAUGAGGAUCAGGACUACAUCUGCCCUCACUGCGAUCGCACCUUCCCUUCACGCAUCGGCCUGGUCGGUCACUUGCGAAUCCAUCGUACAGAGACUGGCGAACCAGUGUCUGGAGCACCAACCUACACUCACCGCACUCGCCUCCACUGCCCACAAUGCCCUCGCACCUUCACUCAUCGCAUGGGUCUAUUCGGCCACGUGCGCAUCCACGAGAGCGGAAUUGACCACAAUUCCGAUACAGCCACGACAUCCAACACAUCCACCACGCCCAGACCCAUCCUCGCUCCUCCGUCACACGCGCCGACCACCGCCACCACCACCAUCAUCACUGCUUCCUCUACAGCUGACACCGACACCGCCAACCUCUCAUGCCCACAUUGUCCACGCACCUUCACCUCACACAUCGGCCUGGUCGGUCACUUGCGAAUCCAUCGCACAGAGACUGGCGAACCAGUGCCUGGAGCACCAACCUACACCCACCGCACUCGCCUCCACUGCCCACACUGCCCUCGCACCUUCACGCAUCGCAUGGGUCUAUUCGGCCACAUGCGCAUCCACGACGACCUGCGGUAG